This is a messenger RNA of Orbilia oligospora ATCC 24927, 1233 nucleotides long. RefSeq lists its product as uncharacterized. The coding region runs from base 1 to 1233 and encodes 410 amino acids. Gene Ontology annotation, biological process: basic amino acid transmembrane export from vacuole. The transcript has 5 exons. The record is from RefSeq and is a predicted model, not a curated record. Gene Ontology annotation, cellular component: fungal-type vacuole membrane. NCBI's taxonomy places the organism in Eukaryota, Fungi, Ascomycota, Orbiliomycetes, Orbiliales, Orbiliaceae.
AUGUUCAUGCCAAAUAACCACUUCGACACACCUCCGGCCGGGGACGGUUACACAUCGGCCACAUAUCCUCCCUCGCAAAGCAUUUCAUUAAGCAUCGAAGCAAUCAGCGGGAUUACAGGAUCGGUAUCGAUUGCCUGUUGGCUUGUGGUCUUUACACCGCAGAUUGUCGAGAAUUUCAAGCGAGGUUCUGCAGAGGGUCUAUCGUUAACAUUCCUGAUAUUAUGGCUUCUUGGAGAUAUCUUCAAUGUCCUGGGCGGGAUAUUGCAAGGCGUUAUACCAACAAUGCUUAUCCUGGCGAUAUACUACACAUUCGCUGAUAUUGUUCUUCUAAUCCAAUGCUUCUAUUAUCGCGCAUACGCCCAGAAACCCCUGCAAGAGUCGCCUGUCACCAAUGGGCACCAUCACGAACCCGCUCGUCCCGGUACGGCAGGUUCCGAACAUGAUCCAACAGAAGAAUCCCCUCUUCUCUCUCGCACGAUAUCCGACUUCUACGGUGAAGAGCGUCGCGGCAGCCUCUCCAUCCUGGCGGAUCAAGCUCAUCACUUAUCACCCGCAAACCCUUUGCACAGCCUUCCACCAUCCCGUCCGGAGAGUAUACAUAAGAUUUAUACCAACGGCGAGUAUCCAAUUGGUGGGAGCUCGACGGGGGACCUUGAUGGCACAGGCGCUUCUCGUGGACAACAAGCUCGGAAUGGUAAUAAGUUUUGGAAGAGCGUACUUCGUGACGCCAUUGCUGUUUCGCUUGUUAUCUUCGCCGGAAUAGCUGGGUACUAUCUCACUCCUUCAAACGGAAAUACGAAAGAUCCUCAUAUCCCCGAACACAAGCCUCUCGAGUUCUCUUUCUACGGGCAGAUUUUCGGAUAUUUGUGCGCAGUACUAUAUCUCGGGUCUCGAAUUCCACAGAUAGUCUUGAACUACCAGCGAAAAUCGUGUGAAGGCGUUGCAUUUCUGUUCUUCUUGUUCGCAUGUCUGGGGAAUGUGACAUAUGUGAUCAGCAUUUUGGCCUACAAGCCUGGAAGGGUGGAAGACGGAGAAGGGUAUUGGAGGUAUGUCGCCGUGAACGCGAGUUGGCUCCUAGGAAGUCUGGGGACUUUGGGACUAGAUUUUGUGAUCUUUGUCCAAUUUUUCAUGUACCGGGCCGAUGAGUAUGGUGAUGAUAGCGCCAUCAUGAGCGAUUCUGAUGAGGAGAGACCUAUCGAUGACGACGAAGCUACUAUUCGACCCUCGUCGUAA